This is a messenger RNA of Ictalurus punctatus (channel catfish), 2536 nucleotides long. RefSeq lists its product as uncharacterized. Lineage: Eukaryota; Metazoa; Chordata; Actinopteri; Siluriformes; Ictaluridae. Bases 516 to 2153 code for a protein of 545 amino acids. The transcript is spliced from 2 exons. The record is from RefSeq and is a predicted model, not a curated record.
AAGGAGCGACUGAAUAAAACUCCUGGGGGCGUGAUGCUGUAGGGACUCCGGGGUAACUCUGCAGUAUUUCAGAAGGAUUUCUGAGCACGAUGUGUGUUUAUUCCGCUCUUCAUUCCUCUAAGCAUCUUCACUCCGUGUGAACGUACUCAAACACGACGAAGCGAUACCGUUAAUCAGUUUGGUAAACAGACGCCCCGAGACGUUUGCGCUCCACCCUACAUGACCUCCGUCUCUUAUUUAUGAGUCAACCGGAUGUUCAAACCUCUUUGUCUUCUUCCGCUCACUCGGGUGGACGGAUGAAACGAGGUGGAGCCACAACACCACAUCCUCCUUGCACCUCUCACAUCAUCACCAUGGCAACCAAACAGUCAUUUCCGCCCAGAGUCCACCGGGGGUGUGAAACAUCCCAGAAAGCAUCUGUGGCAAGCGUUGCAUGUGCAAAAGAGGAAACCAUGGAGAAAGGGGAAGAGACGAGGAGAUGAGAAGUGCAGAAAGAAAAAAAAGAACACAUCACGAUGAAGACGAGCACCGUGUCUCUGACCGUCUGGUUCGCUCAGGUUCUAACACUCUGCGCUCUUCAGGAAACCCCCCUGACCACGCUGGACGUUUCCAUGACAACCUCAGAACAACUCACAACAAAGCAAGAUGUCAGGACAAAAACAGCAGCGAUGACCACAACAACGUCAGCGGAUGAGAUGCCGUCAGACCGGACACCUCUGACUCCUUCGCUGGAGCUGAGUGGCUUUCCGAGCUUGGUGGGGGACGACAGGAGAAAUACAACGAUCAGCACAACAUCUCACCACAACGUCAUGAGUCUCACUGAGAUGGUUGUCUCAAACACCACGAGUGUCACGACGGCAUCCCAAGAAACAGGAACUGCCACUGAAAGCACGAGUAUAAACAUUCAGGAGACAACCGAGAUCUCAAUAUCAGGAACAUCCAUCCAGCUGGACCAUGAUGUCCAAACAACAACAUCUACGAGUUGGAGAGAAGAUAGAACGAGCGAUGAUACUGAUGAGGCAAGCACCACCGCGGUACCUCCGACUUACUCAACAUACGAGACUGAUGUAACGUUAACUAGCGGAAGUUAUGGCACAACAGACCUCCAAAGUCCAGCUCCAACUACAGCAGGAACCUCUCUAUCUCAACAAGUCUCUAUCUCAACAACUCGAGGAAACAUGAAUGAAAGCAUGACAAAUACAACAUGGAGAGAUGAAGCGUGGUCUACAAACACUGAAGACACCUGGAGCACCAACACCACCACGUCCAAGAACAUGGUAAAUAAUGGAAGUUAUGGCACAACAGACCUCCACAGUCCAGCUCCAACUACAGCAGGAACCUAUCUGGAGAUACAUUCUACAAACCAAACUCCUCCAGAUGACACCAUGAGCACUGUCAGACCUACAUCAACAUCAGGAGGUACCAGUAUAACAUCAACGCCAUUCCGUUCUACUCAAGUUACAAGCGGCUCCACAGAGAACACAGAGGAACCACCAAUGUCUAGUACGAAGAUGAUGGACUGGACAACAGAGGAGAACACCGAAGCUCUCUCAACAACUCGAGGAAAAGUGAACGACAGCACGACAAAUACAACAUGGAGAGAUGGAGCAUGGUCUACAAACACUGAAGACACCUGGAGCACCAACACCACCACGUCCAAGAACAUCUCCACAUCAGAGACGGAGGAACCACACUGGACAACCUGCUUCACCGGCAGAUCAUCAUCUCAACCAUACCGUGUCUCAAAGCUGGUCUGUUUCGUCACAAUGUGGAGUCUCGGGAUGACCGCAUCCAUCUUCCUGGGUCUCACCGUGUUCCUGUGGGUGCGUCUGUCCGUCACAAAAAAGAGGGCAAGAAUCAGUGGACGAGGAGGGAGGGACAGAAAAGGACAUGGGCCAGCGGUGAAGGAGAAACAGAGCCUGUGGGCGGAGCCAGAGUCGUCCGCCGAGGAGAGAGUGGAGUUCUGGUACGCCGACGGGGCCACGGUGGAGGACAAGAGAAGAUACAAAGCGAGACAAGGGAAGACGAGGAACAACGGAGAGAGACAGGUGGGGACGGAGGAGGACAUGUUGGUCCAGCCGAAAGUGACGUUAAAGGACAUCACAGAGUUCUGGCACGCAAACGGGAGAGCGAGACACGGCGAGGAGAUAUGAUGUGAACUCAAUGAACAAUGAGAGAGAGAGAGAGAGAGAGAGAGAGAGAGAGAGAGAGAGAGAGAGAGAGAGAGAGAGACUCAUAGCAUGACAGAAAGAUGGAGAGAGACACUGAGAGAGAAAGUCACAGACGGUGAAAGAAUCAGAGAGAGAGAGAGAGAGAGAGAGAGAGAGAGAGGGAGAGGGAGAGGGAGAGAGAGAGAGAGAGAGAGAGAGAGAGGGAGAGGGAGAGGGAGAGAGAGAGAGAGAGAGAGGGAGAGAGAGAAGGAUGAGUCUGUGUCCAGAAUAAUGUGUGAUGUAACCACACUAUAAAGUAUUUAAUUUGAACUCUGUUCAGUUGCAGUGCAUUGUGGGAUUCUUAUAAACACAAACAAAACAGUGAA